Molecule: messenger RNA, 1005 nt
Organism: Mesocestoides corti
Lineage: Eukaryota; Metazoa; Platyhelminthes; Cestoda; Cyclophyllidea; Mesocestoididae
Source: the annotation of a GenBank genome assembly
AUGCUCAACCCAGGACUUCAACACUGUUUAAGCAACGAGGCAGAGUUGCUAAAUUUUCUUGAAAUCGUGAAUUCUGACUCCACCGAUAUUACUGCGUUUAAAAUUCAAGACGAAUUGGAGAAUAAUCUUGUUAAAUACCUGCAGCACUUUUCAUUUUUUAUCGAGGUUAAAAAACAAUGCGCGGGAAAUCCACCUGUUCAAAACGUCGACCUCACAAGCCCCGAUUGGAAGGCCGAAGUUGCCGAGUUCCUCUGGGACGCCACCGAGCAAGCAGUGCGCAAUUAUUCACGCGCACAUCAAAGUCGAACGGCAGCCGAAAUCUGGACGUUGAGUGAUGCACGCGACGAGUCAGUUUUUAAUAAACUGAGGAUGGAGCAGCAGCAGAGUUACGUCAGAAUGGAGCAGUUGAUUGAGCAGUUUAUGGUGCCGGAGAGGCUUUUUGGAGAACACCUGGGACAGACUUGUCUUAUGGGAAGCAGCGAGAACUGCUGGAAUGGUCAUAAGUUCACAGAUGAAUACGAACGCGUUGCGGAUUUCACGCGAAUCGGCCAAAUGACAAACCCCGCAGUAAAGGUGACCAACGCUGAAUUGGGGUAUUUUUCAACUCGACUGGGCGCCAAAAUGUCAGCCCGAAGCCAGGCGAUACGCACACUUCUGCACAAAAUUCGUCGACGAUCGACGGGUGAGGAGGAGUUCCUGCCAAUGCCCGUCCAGCCGUCAUCCCAUUUAAAGCACUUUACGGAAGAGGACGACAACUUGACCUUCCAUCCCAUUGCCCCACCGAUCGAUAUUGAUGAUGAGGGGUUACAGGCAAAUUAUCUGUACGAGGAGAGCAGCGGUCUCCCGAUUGAGUAUGGUGGUGAAUGGAAUAGCCUGCUGCCAGACCAUCCAGGGACCCUCGGAAAUUUCACUUUUGGCAGUUUGGAUGAAGCCUCGAGAGGCAAGCACUUUUUGUUCAAAAUAUCUUUACCGAAGGUCAUAAAUUUUGGGGAUCAAACGGCUUGA